AUGUUGUCUGAAACUCUGAUGGGACAUCCAGAUGGAGGUGCCCAGCAGGCAGUUUGGGAUGUAGGACCAGUGUUCAGAGGAGAGAUUGAUAUUCAACAUUUACUCUUCCCCAUGAUCCUAGUAGGCAAACAGCCAGGAGCCCUGGCCCAGACUGCUAGAAAGGAGGGGCAGCUCUCUCAUCACCAGCACCAUGCCUGCCUGAGAUCACUCAUGAAGCCCAAAAUCAUCAAGAAGAGGAUUAAGAAGUUCAUCUACCUCCAGUCAGACCAAUAUAUAAAGAUCAAGAGAAAUUGCCGUAAACCAAGAGGCAUUGACAACAGAGUGAGAAGACAAUUCAAGGGCCAGAUCUUGAUGCCCAAUAUUGGUUAUGGAAGCAAUAAGAAGACAAAACACAUGUUACCUAGUGGAUUCAGGAAGUUUUUGGUGCACAACGUCAAAGAGCUAGAAGUGCUGCUGAUGUGCAACAAAUCUUACUUUGCUGAGAUUGCUCAUAAUUUUUCCUCAAAGAAUCAGAAAGUCAUAGUUGAGAAAGCAGCUCAGCUAGCCAUCAAGAUCACCAAUCCAAACACUAGACUGAGGAGUGAAGAGAAUGAGUAA
This is a messenger RNA of Dromiciops gliroides (monito del monte), 597 nucleotides long. RefSeq names its product 60S ribosomal protein L32-like. Gene Ontology annotation, biological process: translation. Gene Ontology annotation, molecular function: structural constituent of ribosome. The record is from RefSeq and is a predicted model, not a curated record. The coding region runs from base 1 to 597 and encodes 198 amino acids. Gene Ontology annotation, cellular component: cytosolic large ribosomal subunit; ribosome. Lineage: Eukaryota; Metazoa; Chordata; Mammalia; Microbiotheria; Microbiotheriidae. The transcript has 3 exons.